AUGGACUCGGGAUAUGCGUCCGACCUUGUAUGGUCAAGAUCGGACACGGCCGUUGAAGAAAACCCUUGUUUCAGUGGUCGAAAAUUAUGGUCGGAAAUUUUUGGUUUCAUCGCAUUUUCAGGAAGAGGUUUUGGAAAAGACGAGGGUUCUUCACGCGUUGAGUUCAUAUUGCCGACCAGCAGUGCAAGAAACACUGUGAGAUCACCAUCGCCCAGGGAGCAUUCACAAAGAGAUGAAGCAGAUAAACAGGCUGCCCGCAUGUUCUACUCAUCUGCCAUAUCCUUCAACUUCGCAAGGUGCCCUCACUUCAGAAAAUAUUCACUCACAUUAGCCAAUAGCAAGUUAUCUGGCUAUACACCUCCAACAUUCGACAGAUUACGAACAACAUUGCUGGCCCAAGAGAAGGCACAUAUUAAUCGAAAGCUCCAACCGAUAAAAGAUAGCUGGAAAAAGAAAGGCAUGUCCCUUUGUUCAGAUGGGUGGUCAGAUAGACAAAGGAGGCCACUAAUAAAUGUAAUGGCUGCAUCAGUAAGUGGUGCUAUGUUCUUGAAGGCAGUCGAUGCAAGUGGCAACAUAAAAGAUGUUGAGUAUAUAGCAAAUUUGUUUAUACUAGUGAUCAAAGAUGUGGGAGAACACAAUGUUGUUCAGAUCAUUACUGAUAAUGGGAGUAACUUUAAGGCUGCUGGGGGUAUAAUUGAGAGCACAUAUCCUCACAUCUUUUGGACUCCAUGUGUUGUGCAUUGCCUAAAUUUGGCACUAAGAAGCAUUUGUGAACCAUCUGAAACCUCACCUCAAUAUACUCAUUGUAAAUGGAUUAUUGAUUUGGUGAGUAGUGUUCAAAAUAUAAGAAAUUUCAUUGUUAACCAUGGCAUGGUACUCUCAAUUUUCAAUACUUACUCGGAAUUGGGUUUAUUAAGGGUAGCGGAAACAAGAUUUGCAUCAAGCAUAAUCAUGGCAAAACGUUUGAAAGAAGUGAAUGAUGCACUUGAGAAGAUGGUGAUGGAUCCAAUUUGGAGAAAGCUUCUAAAAGGAGAUGGAAAGUUAGCAAUUGAAAUCAAGGCUAGGGAAGUUAAAAAAUGCAUUGUGAGUGACAGUUGGUGGGAUGACUUGGAAUAUCUCUUGGAAUUUACUGAACCUAUUGUUGAUUUUUUGAGGUUAGCAGACACUGAUGCCCCUGUUCUCCAUUUGAUUUAUGAUAUGUGGGACACAAUGAUUGAGAAAGUUAAAUUCAGAAUAUUUGCUCAUGAUAAACAAGAUAUGCUGACUGGCCAAUCAAAUUUCUUUGAUGUCAUUCACAAUAUAUUGGAAACAAGAUGGAAUAAAAGUAACAAUCCACUGCAUUGUAUGGCUCAAUCAUUGGUUCCUAAAUACUACACUGAAGCUUGGAUUAGAGGUGGAAGUGAUGGAGUUCCACGGCUCUCACCACAUGAUGAUCAAGAGGUCUCUUUGAAUAGAAGUAAAUGUUUCAAACAAUUAUUUAGCAAUCAAGAUGAUCUUCGGAAAGUUUAUAUUGAAUAUGGAACUUUUUCAAGUGGAUCCGGUUACUUCAAUGAGCCUCAUGUUAUUGAUGCAAAAUUGUAUGAGGAACUAAUUUCAUGGUGGGCAAAUCAUGGUUCUUCGACACCAAUGUUACAAGCUUUAGCACUCAAACUUCUUUCACAGCCUGCAUCAUCAUCUUGUUGUGAAAGAAAUUGGAGUACAUAUUCUUUUAUUCAAAGCAUCAAAAUAAAUAGAUUGACUACAAGUAGAGCUGAGGAUUUGGUCUUUGUACAUUGCAACAUCCGUCUCAUGUCAAGAAAGAAGAACGAAUACAAAGAAGGGCCGACAAAGUAUUGGGACUUAUGUGGUGAUAAGUUUGAUAUUGUUGGUAAUACUCUUGGGGAACUUGCUGAACUUUCCAUCAAUGAGCCAGAGUUAGAGCUUAUAACAUUUGAUGAUGCAUUUGAAGAAGGGCAAGAGGCUGCCUUAGGGGCUGAAGUUGAACCACUUGAAGAAUUCCAACAAGGAAUGAUGGAUUGA
This is a messenger RNA of Cornus florida, 2019 nucleotides long. RefSeq lists its product as uncharacterized. The record is from RefSeq and is a predicted model, not a curated record. NCBI's taxonomy places the organism in Eukaryota, Viridiplantae, Streptophyta, Magnoliopsida, Cornales, Cornaceae. The coding region runs from base 1 to 2019 and encodes 672 amino acids. The transcript has 4 exons. Gene Ontology annotation, molecular function: protein dimerization activity.